Molecule: messenger RNA, 1623 nt
Organism: Argentina anserina (silverweed cinquefoil)
Lineage: Eukaryota; Viridiplantae; Streptophyta; Magnoliopsida; Rosales; Rosaceae
Product: probable methyltransferase At1g29790
Exons: 1
Coding region: 52-1311 (419 amino acids)
Molecular function (GO): methyltransferase activity
Source: RefSeq, a predicted model, not a curated record
UCCACUUGCCUCGCCAGUUGACUCAGACAGCCCUUUAUUCACUUCUCCAAGAUGGGCUCCGUCUCUCUGAAGAUCGGCGACGGCACCGCCAGAUUCCGACGCGCCACCCUCUGCUCCUCCGCCGUCAACAUUCUCAUGCUCUUCUCCGUCCUCACCACCAACCUCUUCGCCCUCUACGCCUUCACCUCCUCCUCCCCAAAAGACCAACAACACCAACACCUCCUCCACCACAACACCCAGAAGAACAUGUCCCUCAUCUCCGAGCAGGUCUCCCUCAUCCUCCGCGAGAUCGACUCCUCCCAGAAGAAGCUCGCCCAGAUGGAGAAGGACCUGCUCGGCUACGGUAGCGUCGAUCUUUCCCGCCCCAACACAGCUACCGAGCUCAAAACUUUCCUCCAGCAUCACGCCCUCCCUCUCGGCAAAGACUCGAGAACCGGGAUCACGGAAAUGGUGGCUUCCGUGGGCCAUUUAUGCGACAAAUCCGCCGAGUUGUUGUCCCAGUUUAUGAACUACAAGGCCUCUGGGCCAUGCCCCGACGACUGGAGCCUGGCCCAGAGGCUGAUCCUCCGCGGUUGUGAGCCUCUGCCGCGGAGGAGGUGCUUUGCCAAGACAGUGCCCAAGGUUGGUUUGACUAGUUUGCCCCUUUCGCUUUGGAAGAAUGUUAGUGCUAAGAGCGUUACUUGGAGUGGUCUAGGGUGUAAGAAUUUCGAGUGCUUGAAUAGUAAGAAAUCGAGUAGGGAAUGCGUUGGUUGCUUUGAUUUGGGUAAUGUGGCUGAGAAGCAGAGGUUUGUUAAGGCUAGGAGCAAGAAUGAUUUUGUUAUUGAUGAUGUGUUGGCUUUGGGAGGUGGAGGGAUGAGAGUGGGGUUUGAUAUUGGAGGUGGUUCUGGUACAUUUGCAGCUAGAAUGGCCGAGAGGAAUGUGACUGUGAUCACAAACACUUUGAACAUUGAUGCGCCUUAUAGCGAGUUUAUAGCUGCUAGAGGGCUGUUUCCGCUGUUUUUGAGCUUGGAUCAUAGAUUUCCUUUCUACGAUAAUGUGUUUGAUUUGGUUCAUGCUGCAAGUGGAUUGGAUGUUGGUGCAAAACAAGAGAAGUUUGAGUUCUUGAUGUUUGAUAUCGAUCGGAUAUUGCGGCCUGGAGGUUUGUUUUGGUUAGACAACUUUCAAUGUGCUGAUGAGGAAAAGAAAAGAGACUUAACUAGAUUGAUCGAGAGGUUUGGAUAUAAGAAGCUGAAAUGGGUGGUUGGAGUGGAUUCUUCUACAUCAGGGUCGAUUUACUUGUCCGCAGUUCUGCAAAAACCAGUUAGAGUAUGAUGAUGAUAGGGUCCGGAGCACAAGAAAACUGCAAUAGGUACAAACCUCGGAUGCUCUUAACAUCAAUUGCUUGUUACGCACAGAAAUACACUGGUUUUAACAUCAUCAUGAAAUUCCUUCAAAAUUGCAAUAAGAGCAUCAAUUGCUUGUUUUCCCUGCUGCAAACUGGUGGUAGAGGAUGAAUUCUAUUCUCUAAUUGAAAAGCUAUAUUAUUGCUUGUUCUGUGGACAAUGUUUUGUUAGGAAAUGAUAGAAUUAGUAUUUGAUGCAUUCUUGAAUCUAUUAACUUACUAAGGUAUUCAAGUAUUCAACA